CUCCAAAUUGGGUUUACUCAGAACCAAUUAUUCAUUUGAUGAUUGCAUAUAGUGUGAUGUCAAACCACGUCCCUCCUGAUUGUGCUUUUGGGAAGCUUCCAGAUCAUCUGCUUGUUGAAAUUUUCAUUCGCGUCCCUACCUCUGACUGGGGACAUUUAUCUUGUGUUAAGAAGCACUGGGCUCAUCUCUUUCGCCAAGACUUCUUGUGGAAUGCUGCUCUUCUCAGGACUUUUCCUCUGGCUCGCCGCGAUAACAGAUGGCCAGGCCCUAUUCCUCAAGGCUUGGCCAAAAGGAGAUAUACUGCAUUAUAUAUCAGCAAACAGAUCUUUUCACUGGGUGAAAAAUUGGACGACGAGAUUGUUGGUCACGUUUAUUUAUUUCUCAAAGAGCAGCUUGAAAUUUCAAAAAUGCCCCCUUUGUCUGGAGUACUUCAUGGAACCAUCAUAGAUCAGUUUAUUGCCUGUGGUAAGUCAAGGGACAUAGCUCAUGAGCUUGCUUCAAUAAUCUGGCUGGCUGUGAUUGACAACAUGGAGGAGAAUGAACAAACAUUUAAUUUACUAAAGCGUCUUGCAUCAGAAGGGGAUGUGAUCUUGCCUUUCCCGUAUUCAAGGUCUUAUAAAGUCCAAUGGAGAGUGUUUGAAAGGCUUUUUACAGACUUCCGCGACUGCUUGAAUCAUGCGGAGUACUGUGAUCUUUUGGCAUGCGCCAAGCAAAAGUUCCAACCUGUACCGUCCACUUGGUUGGGCCACUAGCUUUGCAGCAUAAUAUUACAGUACAGUAUGCAAGUCUACUGCACACGAAUAAAAAUGAAACGAUGUCCUCCGCGGACAUGCUUAAGACUGAUUGCAGAUAGCGCAGGUGUCUAUUUUGUACCUGAUUUUUUAAAAUGUAAUUUUGUAAGACAUGUAUAAUGGAACAUGACGAUGGACAAGGUUAUGAAUUGUAAAUGCAUAUUGUAAAGAUCAAUGUUCGAAAUGAAUGUCCUUUAAAUA
Molecule: messenger RNA, 992 nt
Organism: Lycium ferocissimum
Lineage: Eukaryota; Viridiplantae; Streptophyta; Magnoliopsida; Solanales; Solanaceae
Exons: 4
Coding region: 39-752 (237 amino acids)
Molecular function (GO): protein binding
Source: RefSeq, a predicted model, not a curated record